Messenger RNA from Lathyrus oleraceus (garden pea), 1770 nucleotides. RefSeq lists its product as uncharacterized. The record is from RefSeq and is a predicted model, not a curated record. The coding region runs from base 1 to 1770 and encodes 589 amino acids. The transcript is spliced from 3 exons. NCBI's taxonomy places the organism in Eukaryota, Viridiplantae, Streptophyta, Magnoliopsida, Fabales, Fabaceae. Gene Ontology annotation, molecular function: zinc ion binding; nucleic acid binding.
AUGGAGGGUAAUAAUGAAGCAUUGAACUGGGAUGCUUUCAAACAGAAAUUUUUGGACAAGUAUUUCCUAUCACGUGCUAGAUCGGAGAAAGAGGCCCAAUUCCUUAAGCUUUACCAAGGCAACAUGACUAUAGCCGAGUAUGCUGACAAAUUUGACUCCCUAGCCAAACAUUUCCUCUAUUUCCGUGACAAUAUGGAUGAGAAUUAUAAGUGUGAGAGAUUCGAACAGGGACUCAGAUAUGAAAUUAAGGAGUCUGUGGAGCCCUUGGAGAUUCAUCAGUUCCAAGCUCUAGUGGAGAAAUGUAAAAAGGUGGAACAAAUGAAACAAGGACGUCUGCAUAGAGGGGUUGCUGGAGGACCGUCAAGACCCCAGGGACAUCAAUACGACAAUAAUAGAGGAAAGCAGCAACAACCAUACACCCGACCCCAAAGGAAUAGUAGGGACCAACCUCGAGGACAUUUCAAGGGAGGUCAGAAGCUGCAAAAUUCAGGUACUAUUCGGUGCUACCAUUGCAAUAAAGAGGGACAUGUGAGUACUCAGUGCCCAGAAAAAGCAAGACUUUGUUAUCUCUGUCAGCAACCAGGACACUUUGCUAAGGAUUGUAGAGCACCAAGAAGAGAUCAUAUACCAUCCACCAAUAACAAUAAUGAUAUCCCUCGCCCUACUGCUAAGGGACGUGUCUAUCACAUUGGAGGAGAAGAAGCAUCAAAUGCCUUGGGAUUAGUCCAGGUCACCAUACCGUCUACUGAACCUGUAAUCUUGAAUGAAGCUUGUUUACAAUGUCCCUUGAAUUUCUUGGGCAUGAAAUUUAAAGUCGACUUGAUUUGCAUUCCUCUCAAACAUCUGGGAGUGAUCCUUGGGAUAGACUGGUUAUCUAGUCAUCAAGUUCUUUUGGAUUGUGCUCGAAAGUCUGUAAUCUUUCCAAACGCUGAUGUUUCCCGAUUCCUCAAUAUCAACCGAUUGAAAAUUUCUUUAAAGGGAGGAAUCCAGAAGUAUGUAUUCUUAAAUUCUAUCAGCAUGAGACCAGAAGUAGAAAUUUAUGAGAUCCCGGUGGUAGGAGAUUUCCCGGAAGUUUUCCCAUCAGACGUGCCAAGGUUACCUCCAGUAUGUGACAUUGAAUUUUCUAUUGAUGUGGUUCCAGGAACCGGACCUAUUCAUAUUGCCCCAUACAAAAUGAAUCCAUCUGAGAUGUCAGAGUUGAAAAAUCAAUUAGAUAACCUAUUGUCAAAGAAGUUUAUCCGACCAAGUGUCUCACCAUGGGGAGCUCCUGUACUAUUGAUGAAGAAGAAGGAUAGAAAGUCGAGAUUGUGUGUUGACUAUCGACAACUUAAUAAAGUCACAAUCAAAAAUAGAUAUCCAUUUCCAUGCAUUGAUGACUUAAUGGACCAACUAAGAGGUGCUUUAAUAUUCUCCAAAAUUGAUCUAAAGUCGGGAUAUCAUCGAAUUCGGGUGAAGGAAGAAGAUAUACCCAAGACAACAUUUAGAACGCGAUAUAGACAUUAUGAGUAUUUGGUGAUGCCCUUCAGUGUUACCAAUGCACCCUCAAUUUUCAUGAAUUAUAUGAAUCGUAUCUCUCAUCCAUUCUUAGAUAAAUUUGUCGUGGUUUUCAUCGAUGAUAUCCUUAUAUACUCCAAGAGCAAGCAAGAACAUGAAAACCAUUUGGGCCUAGUGUUUCAAGUAUUGAAAGAGAAACAAUUGUACGCCAAUUUGGAAAAGUGUGAGUUCUGGUUGGAGGAGGUGAAGUUCUUAGGCCAUGUAAUCUCCAAAUAA